Messenger RNA from Pisolithus orientalis, 678 nucleotides. RefSeq lists its product as uncharacterized. The record is from RefSeq and is a predicted model, not a curated record. NCBI's taxonomy places the organism in Eukaryota, Fungi, Basidiomycota, Agaricomycetes, Boletales, Pisolithaceae. The transcript has 3 exons. Bases 29 to 526 code for a protein of 165 amino acids.
UUUUUUUUUUUUUUGUGCAGCUCAGCUGAUGAUAUUCCAUAGGAACCUCUGUAGGAAGCAGUGGGAACUUCUCGAUGCAACGAGUUGCAAGUAUGUAUGUACUAUCUGCCGCACACGCACUGCCCUCUCGAAGCCUUGCAUUGGUAUUGGGUGCAUCCUCCCAAAGCCAACUUCGUCAUGUCCCUGCACUAGCAAACGUGAUCCCUGUCCGUCAAAGUCACCUGGAGUAGCAGCACUAGGUAACGUAACUAAGAACAACUUGGAUUUGUUUGGGAUCUUCGAUGUUACGCUGCAUUUGCAGUAUGGAGAAGUAGAAAAGGCAUUCGGGAAACUACCGGUUGAGCUUAUCAGGCUCAUUCAAUAUACCGGCCUCCUCAACUGGAUCGGGAAGCGCUUGGAGCAGCGCCGGAUCUUUCCAGCCGGCCAUUACGGUUUCCGAGAUGCAGCCUUGCCCGCCACGGCGGUGAGCUAUGGUAGCUCGAUGGCUUCAAGCCAAAUAUACCCAUCGUGUGGAUGCCGACGAUAACUCCGUAGUUGUCCGAUCGGGACACAAGUUCUAAAGGAGACCGCACAAGCCCGCACUUCAGAAUUUCCAAGGUUUCGACAAUGAAAAUCGAUAAUGUAUGUUAUGUGAGAGGGAAUGCGACAAAUCCUGAGAUGUCGUCUUCCGUUAUACCC